Molecule: messenger RNA, 999 nt
Organism: Schizosaccharomyces cryophilus OY26
Lineage: Eukaryota; Fungi; Ascomycota; Schizosaccharomycetes; Schizosaccharomycetales; Schizosaccharomycetaceae
Product: ThiJ domain-containing protein
Exons: 1
Coding region: 215-943 (242 amino acids)
Molecular function (GO): glyoxalase III activity
Source: RefSeq, a predicted model, not a curated record
UCUUGGUAUAUCUGUACGUAUACAUGUGUUUGUAUAUAUAUAUAUACAUUUUGUUAUUUGUCCUCUGCUAUAUGUUAGUGAUGAUGCUACAUCUCGGUCAUCUUAGGUAUGUAAAGUGUAUUAUGACUUAAGAGGCGACAACCAUAUCUCAGAAGGGAUUCAUAUAUAUACUCAAAAUUCCACCGUCAAAAUAGCAAAACUUACAAUCAGCAAGAUGACCACAAAGAAGGUGUUGCUGGCCACUACUAGUUACUAUGGCCCUUUUUAUCUAGAUGGCAUGAAAACAGGUGCAUAUUUUUCUGAAACCCUUGUUCCAUUCAAGGUAUUCAGGAAAGCCGGAUACGAUGUUCAGAUGGUAUCUGAGUCGGGACAAUGCAGGUUUGAUGAUCAUUCUUUGACCGAAACAAAUUUAGGAGAAUUGGAAAAACAAGUUCUCGAUGAUAAGAAUGAAGAGUUUUGGACCUAUUUGAAAAAUACAAAAGCUGCCAAGGAUGUCGAUCCUAAUGAAUACCCACUGUUGUUUGUUGCAGGAGGACAUGGUGCUAUGUUUGAUCUUCCUACAGCCAAAGGCGUACAGAACUUGGCAGCUAAAGUUUACGAUAAUAAAGGAAUUCUAGCAGCUGUUUGCCACGGCCCGGUUUUGUUGGCACAUGUUAAAAACUCAAAGUGUCCUGUCGGGAAAUCCGUUGUUUAUGGGAAAAAUGUAACUGCGUUUACUCACGCAGGAGAAGUAAUGAUGGGGCUCUCUACUUCUAUGAGAAACCACAAUAUAGGAUUCCUAAAUGAAAUUUUAGAACAGGCUGAAGCGAAAUAUAUCAACCCUCCUACUCCCGUGUCGGAUUUCGUUCAGGUCGACGGCAGAAUUGUAACCGGAGUGAAUCCCCAAAGUGCUAAAUCAACUGCAGAAGCUGCUAUCAAUACUUUGGAGUCCAAAUCAACUUAAACAGAAUUUGACUAAACGAAUAUUAUUUAUAUGAAAUGAAUUAGUUCUAAUAUCCA